This is a messenger RNA of Cooperia oncophora, 720 nucleotides long. NCBI's taxonomy places the organism in Eukaryota, Metazoa, Nematoda, Chromadorea, Rhabditida, Trichostrongylidae. The record is from the annotation of a GenBank genome assembly.
AUGGCAAGGAAGGAAUCCCACAAACUAGUUCUUUCUCAGGGUCAUGUUCAACCUUAUGCUUGCCAAUUUCAGUUAGAUGGAUUUGGACUGAUUCCGGAAAUAUCACCUGGGGAAAUCAGUGUCGUCACGUCUGUCAUAGCUCUCCUUGCUGUUGUUCAAGCUAUAGGAAAGAACAUGGACAUUUUCGAGCAAGCUGCUUUGGCUUCAAAUAGGCAUCUUCUCGUCGCUUUCUUUGAUGGAGAAGCUUUUGAUUAUAUCGGCAGCGGUAGUGUGGCAUAUGAUAUGAAGAGUGGCACGUUUCCUCGAAAACCGAAGAACGGCUUGGAUAUGCGCCUCGAAUUAAUUUUUCCCUCGCAAUUAGACGGUAUAAUAGAGGUGCAGCAGUUGGGAAGCGGUACUGGCGAGAGGUUAUAUGCUCAUGCUCAUGGUAGACAGGUCCAAAAUGGCCAGGUCAUGGAUCCUGUUGACCGCGUUUGUGGGCUGGAGGUGACAGCUGUCGAUGGGAUACUUGUUCCUCCAACAGAAUACUCCACCGUUUCAACUCGAUGCUUGACCGAGCUCAGUGGGAUUCUACCCAGCGAUCAGCAGGCACAUUCUGAAGUGACGAUGGCAGCAAGCGCUAUGCUACGCGCCGCUGCUGAACAUGUAGGAUUAGAUUCCGAUACCAAGUCAAAGUUGGAAAUCGACAAAGAGUUCGUGAGUUGUACACUCCAUAACUAA